Molecule: messenger RNA, 1647 nt
Organism: Komagataella phaffii GS115
Lineage: Eukaryota; Fungi; Ascomycota; Pichiomycetes; Pichiales; Pichiaceae
Product: Myo-inositol transporter with strong similarity to the major myo-inositol transporter Itr1p
Exons: 1
Coding region: 1-1647 (548 amino acids)
Biological process (GO): transmembrane transport
Cellular component (GO): membrane
Molecular function (GO): myo-inositol:proton symporter activity
Source: RefSeq, a predicted model, not a curated record
AUGAGCAAAGAAAGCGGAAAGGUUCUACAAGUCAACUAUUCGGACUCGGAAACCUCCAACGGAGAAGACCAGUACGUCCACAAGAUAAAACCUGUAGAGGAUGAGGACGACACGUCGAUGAUGAUGUCUUUCGACAAUCACAAGCCCACUAUUACUAUCAUUAUCUUAACCGUGAUGGCAUCGUUUUCUGGAUUCAUGUUUGGUUUUGACACAGGUUACAUCUCGUCAGCCCUGGUGUCCAUUGGUACGGAUUUGGACAAUAAGGUUCUUACUUAUGGAGAGAAGGAACUGAUCACCUCUGCAACCUCGUUGGGAGCUUUGUUGUCAGCCAUAUCUGCUGGUUUGUUGGCCGAUAUUAUCGGAAGAAAACCCGUCAUCAUGGGAUCAAAUUUGCUGUUUGUCGUUGGUUCUGUCAUUCAAUGUGCUGCCAAUACCGUUUGGACCAUGAUUGGUGGUCGUUUUGUGAUGGGUUUUGGUGUGGGUAUCGGUUCGUUGAUUGCUCCAUUAUACAUCGGUGAAAUGGCUCCUUCUCGUUUCAGAGGCCGUUUGGUUAUUAUUAACGUCAUCGCCAUUACCGGAGGUCAGUUGGUUGCUUAUGCUAUUGGAGCUGGACUUACUCAUGUUCACAAUGGCUGGAGAAUUCUGGUUGGACUGUCUAUCAUUCCACCUGUUAUUCAACUGUUCGUUUUCUUCUUCCUUCCUGAAACACCAAGAUUCCUCAUUAUGACCAACAAGUUAGAGAAAGCCGCCAAAGUCAUCGGCAAAACUCAUAACGAAUCUGAUGAAGAGUUGAUCCAAACCAAAAUAUUAGAAAUUCAAAGCGCAAACGCCAUCAUCCCAGGAUCAAACCCAUUCCAGAAGACCUGGAAUGCCAUCAAGGAAAUUCACAGGGUUCCUUCCAACUUCAGAGCUUUGGUUAUUGGAUGUGGUUUGCAAGGUAUUCAACAAUUCACAGGCUUCAAUUCUUUAAUGUACUUUUCAGCUACUGUUUUCGAAACAAUUGGAUUCAAAAAUUCUACCGCUGUUUCCCUGAUUGUCGCAGGUACAAACUUCAUUUUUACAUCAAUCGCAUUUUUUGUCAUUGACAGAGUCGGAAGAAGAAGAAUCCUUCUGAUAGGUGUUACAGGAAUGAUUCUUUCUUUGGUUAUGUGUGCUGUCGCAUUUCAUUUCCUGGACAUCCACUUCAGUGGCCACAACGCCAUUGUCGAGACUAAUGGUAUCAGUGGUACUGGUGUAGCUAUCAUCGUCGGUAUGAUCCUAUACGUUGCAAGUUACGCUCUUGGUAUUGGAAACGUUCCUUGGCAACAAUCUGAAUUGUUCCCUCAAUCUGUCAGAGGUGUUGGUUCUGCUUACUGUACCGCUGUUAACUGGUCUGGAUCUCUGGUAAUUGCUUCCACUUUCCUAACCAUGCUGGAGAAUAUUACACCAACUGGAACGUUUUCUUUCUUUGCCGGAUUGUCUUUCGUUUCCUUAAUCUUUGUGUUCUUUUGCUACCCUGAGUUGUCUGGUCUGAAAUUGGAAGAGACCCAAGAGAUACUGACUGGUGGAUUCAACAUCAAGGCAUCUUUGAAGUUGGCCAAGCAAAGGAGAAAUAAGCAAUUAGAGGACCCCGACAAGAUUGUGCAUAAGGUGGUAGAUCAAGUUUAA